Messenger RNA from Nannochloropsis gaditana CCMP526, 933 nucleotides. It is a transcript of the gene NOP56, whose product is annotated as nucleolar protein 56. The coding region runs from base 1 to 933 and encodes 310 amino acids. Gene Ontology annotation, cellular component: box C/D methylation guide snoRNP complex; small-subunit processome. Gene Ontology annotation, molecular function: snoRNA binding. The transcript is spliced from 3 exons. The record is from RefSeq and is a predicted model, not a curated record.
AUGAUCAUCCAGUCCAUCGCCCUCCUCGACCAGCUCGACAAGGACCUGAACACCUUCGCCAUGCGGGUGCGGGAAUGGUACUGCUGGCACUUUCCGGAGCUUCGGGACUUGGUCAAGGACAACUACGUCUUCGCCCGCUGCGCGUCCUACAUCCAGGACCGGGCGUCUCUGACGGAGGAGAAGCUGGAGGGCCUGACGGAGAUCACCUUUGACGAGGAGCUGUCUCAGAGCAUUUUGGCGGCGGCCAAAACGAGCAUGGGGAUGGACACGUCCGCCUUCGACAUGGGCAACAUUGUCGCGUUCACCACCCGGAUGGUCAAGCUGGCCGAAUACAGGAAGCAGCUCCAUGCCUACUUGUUGGAAAAGAUGGCGACGGUGGCGCCGAACCUGGGCACUCUCAUCGGUGAGACCGUCGCGGCCCGUCUCAUUGCCAAAGCCGGCUCCUUAACCUCCCUGGCCAAGUCCCCCGCCUCCACCAUCCAGAUCCUAGGCGCGGAGAAAGCGCUCUUCAGGGCCUUGAAGACCAAGGGGAACACCCCCAAGUACGGACUUAUCUACCAUUCGUCCUACAUCGGCCGGGCGGCCGCCAAGAACAAAGGCCGCAUCUCCAGAUAUCUAGCCAACAAGUGUUCGAUCGCCUCCCGCAUCGACACGUUUGCGGAAGAGCCCACGACCCGGUACGGAGAAAAGCUGAAGGAGCAGGUGGAGGAGAGGCUCCGUUUCUAUGACACAGGGGCCGCGCCACGGAAGAACGUGGAUGUGAUGAACGCUAAGAAGAAGAAGAAGAAGAAGGAGAAAAAGAGGGAGGAGGAGGAAGAAGAGGAGGAGGACGCGACAAGCUCGCCAACGAAAGAAGGGAAGAAGCGGAAGGCGGAAGUUGAGGAGAGCGCGGAGAAGAAGAAGAAGAAGAAGAAGAAGAAGGAGAAAAAGUAG